This is a messenger RNA of Phragmites australis (common reed), 977 nucleotides long. Its product is annotated as 22.3 kDa class VI heat shock protein-like. The transcript is spliced from 2 exons. The coding region runs from base 165 to 740 and encodes 191 amino acids. NCBI's taxonomy places the organism in Eukaryota, Viridiplantae, Streptophyta, Magnoliopsida, Poales, Poaceae. The record is from RefSeq and is a predicted model, not a curated record.
AUCGAUGGCAUGGCCAGCCAACUCCAAACGGAAUCGCUCCUCCCAUCCUCUGCUUUCCCCAAAGGCCAGCUCCACCACCACCGCCACCGCCACUGCACCACCCCUCCUAUAAACCAUCGCCCCCCUCUAGGCGCCGCGCCCUCAUACGUCAACGGUCAGCAGCGAUGCAAAAGCGGCGGGCGAUCGAGGUCCGGCUGCAGCCGGGCGGCGACGGCGCGGCGCCCAAGUGGCGUAUGUCGCUGCUGGAGAACACGUUCAGCGCGUUCCUGCAGAGCGCCGAUGGCGCGGGGGCCAGGGCCGUGUUCGGGGAGGGGUCCCUGUUCAGCCCGUUCCUCUUCGGCAAGUUCUUCGACCCCGCCGACGCGUUCCCGCUGUGGGAGUUCGAGCCCGACGUGCUGCUCGCUGCGCUCCGCCGCGGCGCCGCGAAGAGCACCGUUGACUGGGCCGAGACCGACUCCGAGUACUACCUCAGAGCUGGCAUACCAGGUGGGUGUAGAUGCGACGUGGAGGUGAGCGGAGACGCCAUGAAGGUGAUCGACAUCAGCGGGCUGUGGCGGGCGUCUCCGGCCGACGGCCGGGACUGGCGCGCCGGCCGGUGGUGGGAGCACGGCUUCGUCCGGCGGGUGGAGCUGCCGGAGGACGCGGACUGGCGGAAAGUGGAGGCCUACUUUGACGACGGCGAGGGGUCGUUGGAGAUUAAGGUGCCCAAGUGCGGCGACGCGCACCAGGUCACCGCCUGAGAAUCCGAACCUCGCCGCGUGAUUGGAGGAGAGCAUUGAUCCUACCUUUAUUCUUCUUCGAACAGUCGACAGAUAUGGAAAAAGACGGCGUAAUCUUGAUAAAAUUUUGCAAGAUAUGGAGACGAAAAAAGGAGCAAAGAUCAUUGCAUGUUACAUAUAUGCAAAUCCCUGAAACGAUGUAUGUAAUUUGUUCUUCGGUGUCAACUGUUAAAUUUAAUUGGCUAAUUAGCAGUGUCA